AUGGCAGGGAUUGACAUCGUAUACCCGACUGCUGCACCGGACCCACGCUUUCGCCUGCUCGAGCUUCCAGCAGAUCUCUGCAAGCUCGUCGAAGCCUCGCCAGAAGAUUUCAGCCUUACAAUCAAGGGCUUGGAGGGAGAAGACGCCGUGCUGUGUACGCCCGACAAGACCUACACUAUACGCUCGGUCGUCCUAUCAAAUGCGGUUCUCGUUCUUACCCCUCCGCCCGGACCAAGCACCCUGGCCAGUAUGAACGUAGAUGACCUGCAACCAAGAGCCGAGAUACAAGAAAGCCUGCACGAGAUUCUCGAACUGACCCCGACCGUGCCCAAACUACACCGAUUGCGCGGGAUGUUGCGGGGGAUGGAGUGGGAUGAGGGGCAAGAGGAGGGCGACGCAGAGUCGGAUGAUGGAAAUAACCAAAGUAGCCGCAAACGCGUAACGUAUGACCAAGUUAAGUCUGAGCUGCGAGCGAGCGAUCGAGAGAUCGAACGAGCCGUCAGAGACUAUCACAUCCUCAUAGUCAGCGAUGCACUACGGCCCAUUGCACCAACAUACCUGCACACCAUCCUUGAGCUACUGCUCACCUAUCUCGUCGCAUUGAGCCAACCACACGAUGCUGCAUCUGUAGUGGAACUUGCUUCCGCCUUGGAAUCCGAACAUGAUGUUCGUCGCGAAGUAACAGUGCAGAUAAUGCAGUGGUUUGGUGAUGUUAGUGGCGCGAAGGGCGAACAACUCUGGAGUAUGGACGUCUCUGGCGUCGUUCGUCAAAUUGGACUUGGACUUCUCAGGAAUCACAGGGAUACUCCUGCACCAGAGUCAGACUUCUUGGGCAAGUGGCGAACCGCGGUCGGCGACGUCUUUGUGAAUGAGGUCAAGAUGGAUCUACUCGCAGGCAACUACCUCUCGGCUCCAGCACCUCUAUCCGUCUCUCCCGAUGCCGAACUCCAACUGACCUACUUCCCGCAAAGCGAGCUCCCCACCGAACCCACCGCCCGCUUCGCCGACCUCUUCCUCGUCCGCACACGAUGGCAUGCAAAGGAGAUUGCACCCUUCUUGUCCGAUAUCGCCGUAGACUCAAAGGACCGCGAUAAGCUGCUGCUGAAGUACGCGAGGGCGGUCACAGAGCCGGACGGGAUAUGGUACACCGCGCGCUUGAGAUGA
Molecule: messenger RNA, 1164 nt
Organism: Peniophora sp. CBMAI 1063
Lineage: Eukaryota; Fungi; Basidiomycota; Agaricomycetes; Russulales; Peniophoraceae
Source: the annotation of a GenBank genome assembly